Coturnix japonica (Japanese quail) is the source of this 1647-nucleotide messenger RNA. RefSeq names its product inhibitor of growth family member 4 (gene ING4). NCBI's taxonomy places the organism in Eukaryota, Metazoa, Chordata, Aves, Galliformes, Phasianidae. Gene Ontology annotation, cellular component: nucleus. The record is from RefSeq and is a predicted model, not a curated record. Gene Ontology annotation, biological process: regulation of DNA-templated transcription; positive regulation of apoptotic process.
GGUAGAGGGGGGGGAAGGCGCCGGUGUCCGGCUCCUGGCGGAAGCGCCGGUGUGUGGGGGCCCAAGAUGGCGGCGGGGAUGUACCUGGAGCACUACCUGGACAGUAUUGAGAAUCUGCCUUUUGAACUGCAGAGAAACUUCCAGCUUAUGCGAGAUCUGGAUCAGAGAACAGAAGACCUCAAAUCGGAGAUUGAUAAGUUGGCCACGGAGUAUAUCAGCAAUGCACGGACUUUGUCGUCAGAGGAAAAACUGGGGCUUCUCAAGCAAAUCCAGGAGGCCUACGGGAAAUGCAAAGAAUUUGGGGAUGACAAGGUUCAGCUGGCUAUGCAGACCUAUGAGAUGGUUGAUAAGCACAUCCGACGGCUGGACACAGAUCUUGCUCGCUUUGAAGCAGACCUGAAGGAGAAGCAGAUAGAAUCGAGUGACUAUGACAGUUCUUCCAGCAAGGGCAAGAAGAAGGGCCGAGCCCAAAAAGAGAAGAAAGCUGCACGUGCACGCUCUAAAGGGAAGAAUUCUGAUGAAGAGGCACCAAAGACUGCCCAAAAGAAAUUAAAGCUUGUCCGCACUAGCACAGAAUAUGGGAUGCCUUCAGUCACAUUUGGAAAUGUGCACCCUUCAGAUGUAUUGGAUAUGCCUGUGGACCCCAAUGAGCCUACUUACUGCCUCUGCCACCAGGUCUCCUAUGGGGAGAUGAUUGGCUGCGACAACCCAGAUUGCUCCAUCGAAUGGUUUCAUUUUGCCUGUGUGGGUCUGACAACAAAACCAAGAGGAAAAUGGUUCUGCCCUCGCUGUUCCCAGGAGAGGAAGAAGAAGUAAAAUCCCAUGAGCCUUGAAUACUGCUGCAGGAGCUCUCUUCCCCCUGCCAGGGCCUCGUCCCAGCUCCCCCAGCCCUUGGGACCUUGGCUAGGGGGAGUCUUGCCCUGUUUGUGGUUUGGGCCAUCCCUGGAAUGGUGUGUACCCUUGCGGCAGUUCCAGUGUGUCCUGUAUCCCUGGCUGCUUCCAAAUCCUUAAGGGAGGCCCUCUCUGUGUACUAUUCCAAACAGGUCUCUGAACCUCAAAGGGAGUGAAUGAGGGCACCAGGGUAGCCACCAGAUUCCCAGGGAUUCAGGUAGCCCCUGAUUUUCCUUGGCUUUCCUUCAGCCUCCUCAGAGUUCAUUGCCUACUCUCUGCUGAGAGAACAAGGCUAUGGGAUGGGGGAAGGAAAGGAGGUAAGUCUUCAGCAUUUUAGGUCUUCUAUUUUCCUGGAUCUUUUUCAGGAGAGAGGGAGUAACCAGGCCACUGCUUAAUCUAGUAGCUUGGUUGAGAGACUGAAAACUUUAACGUACUCCCUAUCUUUAAUCAUUCCACUACUUUGUCUGGCAUUGAGCAGCCUCUUUUAUUGGGGCAAGGAGGAAGAAGGAGAGUUUAGAGCUAGCUUUCUCUCUUACUCCUGGGGUAAACCUGCUGGCCUGGGAAGCACACUGUAUGAAGGAAGAAGAAUUUCUGGCCAUGUGGUGAGAAACGGUUUGAUUUAGCCUGUCUUCUGGCUCCAGAAUUCUCCCUCCCUUUAGUACAGUGGGGCUUCUCCAUUAUGUUGAUGAUGGAAAGCUGAGGGAUCCAAAAUCCCACUUGUAUACUAUAGAAUUAAAUAAAAUUCAUUCAAACAAA